CCUUUUCUGUGCAGCGACAUUCACAAAAUGUAGCAGAAGCGUUAUGUCAAGAUACAAAUAUAUUUUUAAAGUAACACUAAGGUCAACGUUAUCGCUGCCACGAAUGACGCAACUCUUGACAGUCAUAAGACUCACAGUUAGCUGUGUAAGCAAACAACAUACCAGUAACGACUAAGCUAUCUCUAAACUGUCCACGGGAGCUCCUCAUGGGUUGUACCCAUGUUGCAGGCAAAAGACGCCAGCGGUUUGCAAGCCAACUUAAGGUGCAUUACCGCCACCUGCUGGGCGGGAGUGUGGAACGACAAUAGAAGAAUCGGCUUUAUUGACCAGGGUUGGAAUUUACAUGAGGAGGAAAAAGUGGGGCUGCUCUCAAGCCUGAACUAUUGUCUUCCACCAUCUGGCCAUCACACUCUGCUCCUUCCGAUUGGUGGUUAUCCCCUCUCUCCUUGCCAACAUGCUGUGUUGGGUGGCAGGGGACUUAAGGAGGUCGUCUGUGGGGGGCAACACUCAGUGUUCCUGCUGCAUGAUGGUAGUGUGUACACAUGUGGCUCUAACAGCUGUGGACAGCUGGGCCAUGACAAGUCAGGGAGUUCGCCAGAGCUAGUCGGAGCUCUGGAUACUCAGAAGAUAACAAUGGUGUCAAGCGGUCGGGCCCAUUCUAUGGCAGUGAAUGAACAGGGUCAGGUGUUCGCCUGGGGAGCUGGUGAAGGUGGUCAGUUGGGCCUUGGGACUUCAGAGACAGCUGUUCGAAUCCCAAGGCUGGUCAAAAGGCUGUGUGACCAUCAAAUCUCCCAAGUAAUGUGUGGGAAUCAGCAUUGCAUCGCACUUUCUAGAGAUGGCCAGCUGUUUACGUGGGGCCAGAACACCAGUGGUCAGCUCGGUCUGGGUAAAGGAGAGCCCAGUAAGUUGUUCCCUCAUCCCCUGAACUCUCUGGCAGGAAUUCCUUUGGCACAGGUAACUGCUGGAGGUGACCACAGCUUUGCUCUCUCCUUGUCUGGAGCUGUAUUCGGCUGGGGCAAGAACAGAGCUGGACAACUGGGUCUCAAUGAUAAACAAGAUCGUGCCGUUCCAUGCCACAUCAAAUUUCUGAGGUCUCAAAAAGUUGUUUACAUCAGCUGUGGAGAUGAACAUACAGCAGCACUCACAAAGGACGGCGGCUUGUUUACUUUUGGUGAUGGCUCAUGGGGUCAGCUGGGUCAUGGCUCCACCAAUAAUGAACUUUUACCCAGACGAGUGUUGGAGCUCAUGGGCACUGAGGUGUCCCAAAUCACCUGUGGCAGGCACCACACGUUAGCGUUUGUGCCUUCCUCUGGUAUAGUUUAUGCAUUUGGUUGUAACAGCCAUGGCCAGCUGGGCACAGGGAUACUUGGCGAUGCUGGAAGCCCAUUUCCUGUCAAGACCGGUUUGCUGACUGGAAUUUUUCAUAGUACAGAGUCAAAACAAUAUACAGUGACCAAAAUCAUCUGUGGAGGAGACCAUAGUUUCUUACUGUAUUCUAAUGAACAGAGUUCAGUUCCCCCAGAAGACUUCAGAGUGUUUAACAUCAGCAAAAGCCUCUCCACAAUCAAUAAUGAAAGGCUAAAUUCAUGGAGGUUGAAACUGAUGUACAGUACAGAUUCCACUGUCACUAACAACAUUAUUAUUCAGCUCUCCUCUACGGCUUGUUGGAAUGCCAGCUUCUUGGACCAAAGUGACGAUACCCACUUUAAGACCAACCCAAAGAUCCCAGGCAUCGAUCUCAACUCUGUCAGACUUCUGUUUGAGACGCUCAGCAAACCGGCUUUCUCUGGACUUCUGGAGCAGGCCACCAAGAGUUUUGAGAGUCUGUUGAUCCCUCAACUGCCACGCUCUCCUCCUGAUGUUGAGGCCAUGAGGAUCUACCUCAUCUUGUCAGAGUACCCAGCCCUGCAGGACUCCAAGAACUACAUCCGCCUCACUAUUCCCCUGGCAAUGGCCAUCCUCCGGCUAGACGCCAACCCCAGCAAAGUAUUGGACAACUGGUGGUGUUUUGUGGAUGGAAGCGUGUUCACCAGAAUGGUCGACAUGUACAAGAGCAUCGUUGUGUUUAUGCUAACAGGAGGCAAAACUCUCCUUGUACCGGUGUUCUACGAAAACUAUUUUCUUGCCACACUACGGCUGCUGGAGAAACUCCACAAGGUAAACUUAAAAGCCCAGCAUGUGGAGUACAAUCGUUUUUAUAUCCCAGACAUCACCAGCCUGGUGGACAUUCAGGAAGACUACCUCAAGUGGUUUCUGAGCAAAGCCAAGAUUAAAAUGGGAUCAUUGCCUUCACAGAGUGACUUUCCCUCGGUGAACCUGUGUGCCUACCCGUUCAUACUGAACGCCCAAGCCAAGACAACCAUGCUCCAAACAGAUGCCGAACUGCAAAUGCAGAUGGCAGUUAGUGGUGCAAACCUACACAAUGUAUUUAUGCUGCUCACACUGGAACCCCACCUUGCUAGGAAUCCAUACCUGGUGCUCCAUGUACGCAGGAACCAUUUAGUAAGUGACACGCUACGUGAGCUCACCAUGUAUUCUGACGUGGACCUCAAGAAACCACUCAAGGUGAUCUUUGACGGAGAGGAAGCUGUAGAUGUAGGUGGAGUAACUAAAGAGUUCUUCCUGCUGCUGUUAAAGGAGCUGAUGGAUCCUGUGUAUGGGAUGUUCACUCAUUACAAAGAGUCCAACUUGCUGUGGUUCUCAGACAAAUGUUUUGUGGAGCAGAACUGGUUUCACCUGAUUGGGAUCAUCUGCGGUUUGGCCAUCUAUAACUCCACUGUGGUGGAUCUCCAUUUCCCCCUGGCUCUCUAUAAGAAGCUGCUUGAUGUAAUACCAAUGCUGGAGGACUUCAAGGAGCUCUCACCCACUGUGGCCAGGAGUCUACAAGAACUUCUGGACUAUGAAGGAGGUGAUGUGGAAGAGACAUUUCUUCUCAACUUUUCUAUCACCCGGGAGAACUACGGGAUGACAGAAGUCAAAGAGCUGGUCCCUGGGGGAGAGAGCAUCAGCGUGGACAAAAACAACAGGACGGAGUUUGUGGAGGCUUAUCUGCGCUACGUGUUCACAGACUCGGUGACGGAGCAGUACUCAGCCUUCUCCACUGGUUUCCUGAAGGUGUGCGGGGGGGAGAUCCUUUCGCUGUUCCAGCCGUCCGAGCUGAUGGCCAUGGUGGUCGGCAACAACAACUACAACUGGGAGGAGAUGGAGAAGAAUGCUGUUUACAAAGGGGAAUACACAGCCACUCAUCCAACAGUCAGAUUGUUCUGGGAGGUUUUCCACGAGUUCUCUCUGGAAAAGAAGAAGCAGUUCCUGUUGUUCCUAACCGGCAGUGACCGCAUCCCCAUCCAUGGCAUGGAGAGCCUGCGUAUCAUCAUCCAGUCCACCACAGCUGAUGAGCACUACCUGCCAGUGGCCCACACCUGCUACAACCUGCUAGAUAUGCCCCGCUACCAGACCAAAGAAAUCCUGCGCUGCCGUCUCACUCGGGCUGUGGAGCAGUACGAGGGCUUCAGCCUGGUCUGAGGAGGGGAGGAACUCUGCUCUGCAACAGUUUGAACACACUUGAAUAGCAAUACCCCCCAUGUCGGUGUCAAAAGAGUGUAAAGGGGAAUUUUGAGACAGAGGAAGAGCACUCUCUCUCUCUACCAAGAUUAACUCUCUUGAAUCCGAAAGGUCUGUCUGUGGAAAUGCAAAGUAUUAUUGUUUUUAAUGGCUUAGUGCAAGGACGUUCAGCCUUUUAAAAACAUUAAAUGACAUUUCUAAGGCUGAUCGCUGUAUAUUUGUUGAAAAUGUAUUACACAGUCCUACAAAAACAGAAUAAAUACAUCUGUAUGCCAUUUUGAAAUUCACAGCUGUGGACCCUAAACAUUUUGAAACUUAAAAUCAAAGGUCAGAGAAGGUUUGAGUAUUUGUGUAGUUUUAUUUUUUUGCAAAGCUGUGUGUUUUAUAUUCAACUCCUUAAAUUCAAUUUUUCACCCUCAGAAUUAUGUUGUUACGUCGAGACAAUACAGUAUAUCUGCUUUUUGUUAUAUUUAAUUUAUUAAAUAGUUAUUUUUGACAAAAUAAACAUAUAUAUGUAAAUAUCACUGAAUAUAAUCUUUACCCCUGAUGUUGGGAGGAGUGCUCAGCAAGCUAAUCCUUUUAAAUCUGGACACCAGCGACUGUCCUCUGUCUUUUUUUUAAGGACAGAUGAAAAGUAUCUGGAAGGUAGAAGGCUACAGGAUGAAAAAGUGUCAUACAAUUUACAAACCCUUGAUUCUUUUUAACUGUGGAUCACAGAACAGCUGACUGUCUUGAACCCGCAUUCAACAGUGUUGCCUUCUAUAUGGACAUGAGAAACACUGACAAGUUGACUUUUAGGGAACGUCGUCUGUGUGCAUGUUGUUGAGUGAAAGCCAGAACCUGAUUAUCACUGAACACUUUGACAUUUUGGGAAACAGUAGCUUUCUAGUGGAGAGUUAGAUGAAGAUAGACACUCUCACGUCCAUUUGUUACAUACAAUGCUGCAUUCAGAGGAUGUCUAAGUGGGGAGUGGUCAUGUUUUACUCCGCUGUGGUUAUCUCUGGUGUUAACCUUGUAUUCACACCAGAUAGACAGCCCAAAUUAGCUGCUUAGUACCAGGUGAAACUAGACUCAUAGUAUAUGUCUAUAAUAUUGGCCAAAUUUAUUGUAUUGCUGUUAGCAUGUGUCUGAAAUUCCCGACUCUGAAUUACAAGUCGGAGGCUAACCUGAGUGGGCUUUCCAACUUGGCUGCUCAUUAAAGAUUAAACAAUGUGAAUAAAGGUAUAACUAGCUGUUCAUUAGCUUAUCUUAGCUUAGCAAAGACUGGAAACAGGAAAAUUGCUCUGCUUGUAGCCUUGUAACAAAAUUCGUCUACAUGCCCUAUCACCAGUUAACACUAAUCCAUACAAAAAGUGUCAAAAUAAUAGCUUUAUUCCGGGUUAUAAACCCAACUGUUCUUUGAGGUAUGACCUGUGUUAUACAUUAGUCUGACCUCAUUAAGAAAGCGAUUUCAGAUAGGCCCAUAUUACCACAGCAAGCAUUUUAUUAGCUAUACUUUACUGCAUGCUUUGUCAUAACUUUUACCAAACAUAGCAGUAGAUUUACUGAGGUAUAAAUUUGACAUUUUGUACUUCUCUUUGGAGAUUCAGGCCACAGAAUCUGACUGAUCAUAGAAAAAAAAGUAACACAGUCUAACAUGGCAAUGCAGAGAGCAGCUGGGGGAUAGUAGGGAAGUUACUAUCUGCUUUGCCAAGUUCAUUUUGCUUCAUAGCAACAUGCAAGCAUGAGAGUGGUAUCAGAUUUCCUCAUCUGACUCUCCAGGACAAGCUAAUCCAAAAUGCCCUUUAAAACUAAACAUAUAAACAUUAAAGUUAAUAACUUUUUAAUUUGUUGUUUCUAAGUUGCAGGACAAGACAAUAAGCACACAGUUAACAGUAAUCCAUUAAAUAAACUGUAGGCUAGAGUUGGUUGACAUUCUAUCAAUCAUUACAGAAUUUGCCCUGAUAUUGUAUUUGUUCAUACAGACAAACCUCUUAUCCAAAAUGAUAUUUAAAUAGGCUGUGCAAAUAUGUAAAAUGUUUUUUUUAUAUUUCAAAAAUGAGGGUCGGGUCAAAGUCACUUCAGACAGUAAAAUGACUUUAUGUGUAACAGGACACCUUGACACUUCUAUUUAGCAAUAACAGACUGAAACAGCAGUGAUGCAGUGACAACUCUGGGUCAAACUUAAUCUGAGAUGUCUCCUAGGGCAGUUCAUCUUAUUGCUUAGCUCCACACUGCAUGUACAUGUUCUAUUUGUCCAAUUAAAUCUGAUUUCUCCUGCUAAGUUGAGUCCUAUGCAAAAGUCUGUGCAGCCCUUGACUUUUUUGCACCUUUUAAUGUGCUACACAAAUGUUGGUUAUUGCAUAUUUGUCUGAAAUCUACACAAAGCUUUCAGCCAACUUUUUAAAUAAAAUACAAAGUAAAAGCACAUUUCCUGCACAAUUCAUUGGUAAAUGAAAGGUCAGCUACGUUCCGCAAUUUUGGAGCUUUCAAUUCAGAUAAGUUCUGUAAUA
This is a messenger RNA of Monopterus albus (swamp eel), 6053 nucleotides long. It is a transcript of the gene herc3, whose product is annotated as HECT and RLD domain containing E3 ubiquitin protein ligase 3. The coding region runs from base 220 to 3522 and encodes 1100 amino acids. Gene Ontology annotation, molecular function: ubiquitin protein ligase activity. Gene Ontology annotation, biological process: ubiquitin-dependent protein catabolic process; protein ubiquitination. Gene Ontology annotation, cellular component: cytoplasm. The transcript is spliced from 27 exons. NCBI's taxonomy places the organism in Eukaryota, Metazoa, Chordata, Actinopteri, Synbranchiformes, Synbranchidae. The record is from RefSeq and is a predicted model, not a curated record.